Molecule: messenger RNA, 1353 nt
Organism: Mytilinidion resinicola
Lineage: Eukaryota; Fungi; Ascomycota; Dothideomycetes; Mytilinidiales; Mytilinidiaceae
Product: salicylate hydroxylase
Exons: 5
Coding region: 1-1353 (450 amino acids)
Biological process (GO): secondary metabolite biosynthetic process
Molecular function (GO): FAD binding
Source: RefSeq, a predicted model, not a curated record
AUGCCAGGCCCGACACCUCCCCUCCUCCGCGUCGCCAUCGUGGGUGGUGGCCCAGGGGGCUUGAGCUCCGCAAUUGCCCUCUCCAAGCUCGAGAACGUCGAAGUGACCAUUUACGAGCAAGCAAGGGAGCUGCGCGAGAUCGGCGCCGGUAUCCAAAUCGGGUAUAAUUGUUGGAAAGUCCUGGAAUUGCUGGGCGCCGAGGCCGAUGUCAAAGGGCACGUGCAAGAAACCAUUCUUCAGCGUAAUGGGCUUAAUGGAGAAGUUUUGGGUGAACGUACUUCUACAUCCGUGGAACCGCGAUACCGCGGACAACGAGUAAGACGAACGCGCCUCCAAGCCGCGCUCAUUAAGAAAGUUCCGCCGGGAGUCAUUAAGUUGCGGAAACGACUUGCCUCAUUGCAGAACAUCGAGGGAGGAGGUUCUCGUCUUGUCUUUGAGGAUGGCGAAGAGGUCGUCGCUGAUCUAGUCAUCGGAGGAGAUGGAAUCCGAUCAAUUGUUCGUGCAAGUGUCUUCCCUAACCACGCUAUCAAGUUUACCGGCAGGACAAUUUGGCGUGUGAUUAUUCCCAAAUCUCUCAUUGUCGACAUUCCCGAGAUGAUUGUGUCGACGGCCUGGUGGCAUGGCCCAGCCGGCCAUUUCUACAACUGCUUGGUCGAUGAUCCUGUCGAAACGCCAGAAGACCAGCAAAUGUGGGAGAUAGCUGUGCACAACGUUGUCCCUGCUGCGAUGGUGAAGGAGAAGAGAUUCAGUUGGGGCAUACCUGCCACCAAUGAGAGAGUUGAAUCCCAUUUCACUGAGUAUGAUCCAAGAGUACGAGAUGCGCUCUCUAGAGUUCCCCAGGGACUAUGGAAAGAGUUCUCGUCUUUCUCGGGCCCUAGACUGGAGAAAGUCGUGGCCUGGGAUAAGGUUGUGUUGAUCGGCGAUGCGAGCCAUCCCCUAACUGGUGCAUUUGGCUCGGGCGCUGCUUUUGCUAUGCAAGAUAGUUGGAUUCUAGCUCAGGCUAUUGAUUACACCCGGUCAUUCCCUCAACCCCUCGCCUCGGCACUUGAAAUAUUUGACUCAGUUCGAUCUCCGUACUAUCUCAGAAUGUUCGUUCCAAAUUUCUUGCUCCUAAAUGUUAAGGUCAUUCCUCAGCUAAUGUGUUCGCUGCCAUCAAGGUAUGAGCAUCUCGACCAAAUGGCAAAGAUUGCUCAGGACGCAAAGAUCAAGAAUCCAGGCCAGACCUUUGAAGAAAGUCUGGACGUGAAAGUAAAGGCAUUCGGCGGAGGAGCUUCAGCUAGCCUUUCGUGGAUAUAUGAGUUAGAUAUCAAGGAGGUGUGGGAAGAGUACGUGAAAACGCACAAGAGUGAUUGA